AUGGACCCCGUGACGCAGCAAGACAGUCCGUUGUCCGUUGCAGCCAACGUCGCCGGCAUUCUCACCUUCGUCGUCGCCAUCGUUGCGGCAGUGUACGUCCGGAUCACAUACCUGCGCAACAGCGAUGAAGAGUAUUUCCGCGUCAAGGCCUCCCUGUCCUGGUUCAAGACGGAGUCUACAUGGCUCUCGGACCUGAUCCGCAGCGCCGGCGAGAGGCCCGGGGGCCCACGUCAGCACCAGCCGGAAUACCAAAUGUACGCCUUCGUCAUGGACGACCUGGUCAAGCUGGAGCAGCGCAUCCUCGAGCUGCUAGCCGAAGCCGAGACAAAGGCCGCCGGCCAGGAUGCGGAGAACCAGGGCAAGUGGACGCUCGUGCCCAAGAGCUGGAGCUUCACUACCAACGUCGCCAUGGCCUGGCUGCCCGUCCGUUCCAAGACGUUGGACUUGGUCCGGCAGCGCGAGGCUCUGACGGCUCGGGUGCAGUUCACGCAAAUGAGCAUGAUAUCUUCGUGA
This is a messenger RNA of Colletotrichum higginsianum IMI 349063, 513 nucleotides long. RefSeq lists its product as uncharacterized. The transcript has a single exon. Lineage: Eukaryota; Fungi; Ascomycota; Sordariomycetes; Glomerellales; Glomerellaceae. The record is from RefSeq and is a predicted model, not a curated record. Bases 1 to 513 code for a protein of 170 amino acids.